AAAAAAAAAAUAUGGAGAGAUGAAAAAUUAAAAUUAAUCAUCUAAUCUAGAUUCAAAGGUUAUAUCGCUAAUACUGACUAUUACAAGAUGAUUGGAGCAUCUAGAUCAGUUAUAAGUUCUGUUGGUAGAAGAACAAUUGCUAAAUGUUCUAAACCUAUAUUAUCUUCCUCGGUAAGAUACUUAUCUACCACUUUAAACAACCAUAAUGAAUCUAAAAUACGAGUCAAAAAUCAAUAUAUCAGAUCUUAUUCAAGUAGUAGUACUGUUCCAUUAACGGCUGAAACUUAUGCUGAUAAAGUUCAACGUGAUGAAAGAUUCAAAGCCUUAGAUGCUGAAGAUAUUCAAUAUUUCAAAUCAAUUUUAAAUGAUUCUAUUAUUGAAAAUGAAGAUGAUCUUUUAUUUUAUAAUGAAGAUUGGAUGAGAAAAUAUCGUGGUCAAUCGAAAUUAUUAUUAAAACCCAAAACUACUGAACAAGUAAGUCAAAUUUUGAAAUAUUGUAAUGAUAAGAAAUUAGCUGUUGUACCUCAAGGUGGUAAUACUGGUUUAGUAGGAGGUUCUAUUCCAGUAUUUGAUGAAAUCAUCUUAUCAUUAUCAUCCAUAAAUAAAAUCAGAUCGUUUGAUUCAGUAAGUGGGAUUUUAAAAUGUGAUGCCGGUGUCAUUUUAGAAACUGCUGAUCAAUAUUUAGCUGAUCAAGGAUAUAUAUUCCCUCUUGAUUUAGGUGCCAAAGGUUCUUGUCAUGUAGGUGGUGUGGUGGCUACUAAUGCUGGUGGUUUAAGAUUAUUAAGAUAUGGUUCAUUACAUGGAUCAGUAUUAGGAUUAGAAGCUGUUUUACCAGAUGGUACUAUUUAUAAUUCGAUGGAUUCUUUAAGAAAAGAUAAUACUGGUUACGAUUUAAAACAUUUAUUUAUUGGAAGUGAAGGUUCAAUUGGAGUUAUUACUGGGGUAUCAAUUUUAUGUCCUGCUAGACCACAAGCUUUUAAUGUGGCUUUCUUAGGUGUAUCCUCCUAUGAAGCUGUUCAACAAGUCUUUAAUGAUGCUAGAAAAGAAUUAAGUGAGAUUUUAUCUGCUUUUGAAUUCAUGGAUUUAAAUUCUCAAAGAUUAGUAGGACAAUAUUUAAAAUCAGAUCAUCCAAUUGAAAGUGCUGAAUAUCCAUUUUAUGUCUUAAUUGAAACUUCAGGAUCUAAUAAAGAUCAUGAUGAUGAAAAAUUAGAAACUUUCUUAGGAACCGCUAUGGAAAAUGGAUUAGUUGAAGAUGGUAUCAUCGCCCAAGAUGAAACUCAAUUAAAGAAUUUAUGGAAUUGGCGUGAAAAUAUCCCUGAAGCUUCACAAAUGAAUGGUGGAGUGUAUAAAUAUGAUGUUUCCAUUCCAUUAAAGGAUCUUUAUGGAUUAGUUGAAGCUGCUAAUGAAAGAUUAGAAGCAGCUGGUAUAGUUGAUUUUGAAGAUGCUUCUAAACCAGUUGUGAAAGCGGUUGGAUAUGGACAUAUUGGAGAUGGGAAUUUACAUUUAAAUGUGGCUGUAAGACAAUAUUCUAAAGCAGUUGAAAAAGUAUUAGAACCAUUUGUUUAUGAAUGGGUAUCAUCUAAAAAAGGAUCUAUCUCUGCUGAACAUGGGUUAGGAUUCCAAAAGAAGAAUUAUAUAAGUUAUUCCAAAUCUGAUAUUGAAAUUAAAUUAUUUAAAGAUAUUAAGAAACAUUACGAUCCAAAUGGAAUUUUAAAUCCUUACAAGUACAUUUAAAGAAAAAAAAAACCAUUUGACUAAAAAAAAGUGUAUAAGGUAUUAUAUAUAAGUUUAUAAAUUAAAUAAAUCCUAUUUAUGACUAAACUA
Messenger RNA from Scheffersomyces coipomensis, 1824 nucleotides. RefSeq names its product D-lactate dehydrogenase (gene AIP2). Gene Ontology annotation, cellular component: mitochondrion. Lineage: Eukaryota; Fungi; Ascomycota; Pichiomycetes; Serinales; Debaryomycetaceae. The record is from RefSeq and is a predicted model, not a curated record. Gene Ontology annotation, molecular function: FAD binding; catalytic activity. The transcript has a single exon. Bases 88 to 1734 code for a protein of 548 amino acids.